AUGCAUCUGUGGCAGGCCACCGUUCCAUUUUGCCUCCUGGCAGCUGCUGCCUUGCCUGGUGCUGCUGCCACGGCUUGGGGCUUUACUGAUGCCACCGUGGCCGUUCAACCUAAAGGUGCUGGUAUCAAUGGAGGCUUCAAGGACCAACUCAAUCCCUCCAAGGCCCUCGCCAAAUCCGUCUCCCUCAACGGUGCCGACACCUUACGCGUCACCUUGACAGCUCAAGAAGGAAGCUCUGCGAAGCGGCCACACCAGGCUUUCCUCCUGUUGAAGGAUGGCGAAACUGGUCUGGAUAUAUCCUACCCACUCAAUGUCAAGGACAAUGGAAAAUCAAGGGUUGAAUUGACCCAGAAGGACCUCCCGAUCCAAUUCCUCUCACUAUCGAGCCCGGUCGAUGCGCGCGUUAUCCUUGGUGGAUUUGGUGAUUCUGCUGCUCACGACAGCUCUGUGUUCAAGCUGUCAAUCGACCGUAACCCCGACGAGGCUGUGCCGACCGUUGAAACAGAGCGCUAUGGCAAGAAGGCCGAGAUCCACCACAUCUUCAAGGACGCCGCGUCUAGCCCACCACUUGUGAUCACACUGGCCUUUGUUGGUCUGGUUAUCGCUGCUAUUCCUGUUCUCGCUGGCAUGUGGCUCUUCCUCGGCGCCAAUGUCAACCACCUCCCCACCGCACUCAAGUCGGCCCCUCUCCCUCAUGCCGUUUUCCUCGGAUCCUUGGUCGCAUUCGAGGGUAUUUUCUUCCUUUACUACACCUCUUGGAACUUGUUCCAAAUUCUUCCCGCGGUGGCCGUUGCCGGCGCUGUCGCAUUCGUCAGUGGUAGCCGUGCGCUGGGUGAGGUCCAAGGUCGACGCCUCGCCGGUCUGCGUUAA
Molecule: messenger RNA, 870 nt
Organism: Penicillium brevicompactum
Lineage: Eukaryota; Fungi; Ascomycota; Eurotiomycetes; Eurotiales; Aspergillaceae
Product: putative oligosaccharyltransferase subunit ribophorin II
Exons: 4
Coding region: 1-870 (289 amino acids)
Biological process (GO): protein N-linked glycosylation
Cellular component (GO): oligosaccharyltransferase complex; membrane
Source: RefSeq, a predicted model, not a curated record